Messenger RNA from Dacryopinax primogenitus, 1817 nucleotides. RefSeq names its product DUF500-domain-containing protein. The transcript is spliced from 5 exons. Gene Ontology annotation, molecular function: phosphatidylinositol binding; actin filament binding. Gene Ontology annotation, cellular component: actin cortical patch. The record is from RefSeq and is a predicted model, not a curated record. Gene Ontology annotation, biological process: actin cortical patch localization; actin filament bundle assembly. The annotation marks the transcript as partial. Lineage: Eukaryota; Fungi; Basidiomycota; Dacrymycetes; Dacrymycetales; Dacrymycetaceae.
GAAUGCCACUCAUUAAACUAAACUCACCCAUCCCAGUCCCCCUUCCCAAAGAAGUUCAGAAAUGCGCAAAGAUCCUUGAGUCCUUCGUCGACUCGUCCAACAACGGACUGGACGGUGUCAUUCCACGUCAAGUCCUUCAGAACGCUAAAGGGUUCGCAAUCUUUACCGUCUUCAAAGCAGGAUUCGUUGUCUCCGCUCGCGCCGGGAGCGGAGUCGUCAUCGCCAGACUGAACGAUGGGUCCUGGUCUGCACCCAGCGCAAUAGGCACCGCGGGUAUGGGAUUCGGUGGUCAGGCAGGCGCGGAAGUCACCGAUUUCCUGGUCGUUCUGAAUUCCCGGUCGGCUGUCCGAAGCUUUAUGAGCGCGGGAUCUCUCACCCUCGGCGGUAACAUGUCUAUUGCCGUUGGCCCUUUGGGCAGGAAUGGCGAAGCUUCUGGCUCACUCAACACCAAUGGCAAACUCGCAACCAUGUACUCGUACUCUAAAACCAAGGGUCUUUUCGGUGGGGUCUCCAUCGAAGGGUCAAUCCUUGUCGAACGCCAGGAUGCGAACGCUAACGCCUAUCGUGCUGACGUCACUGCACAGCAACUCUUGAGUGGGGCCGUCCCCCCUCCCUAUUGGGCUGAGCCGCUCAUCCGCGCACUGGAAGCAUGCACGGGCCUGCCCGGCGGAAGGAAAUGGAUCAACGAAGAUAUGGACGACUGGAUCGCCAGCCCGAACCCGUACAACCCUAGUAGGAUGGGCGGGGGAUAUGAGUUCGGCGGGAUUGGCACUCCGCCGCCAGAUCGCCAUAAUCGGAGACGGUCGCUCUCCAGCUCACUCUCCCGGAAGUCUCACGAAGAUGAGUACUUCCCCGAGGUGCCAGACCAUGAUUUUACUGCUGUAUCACCUCGUCCCGGCGUGACCAGACGGCGUAGUCUCUUCGGCAGCAAGGGGAGCAGGAACAACGCCUACUUCAACAAGCAGCUCGAGAUCGAUGGCUAUAGCGUGCCCAAUCGUGGACACGACAACGACGUCGACAGUAAGCCAUCCUCCGAAUCCUUCGGGAGCUCAGAGUCCUCUGCCAGGGGUCCGCAUGCGCGUGAGCGGGCAGGCAGUUUGAGCAGGUUCUGCAGCCUCAGUCUACGCCCAAGAUCUCGCUCUAGUCGAUCCACCCCUGGAUUGCCUAGGGAUAGGGACGAUGAUGAUCCCUGGAACGAGGAGGGGUAUUUUCUGAACGAGAAGGAUGAAGGGCGCCGGCGGUCAGAAGGAAACGAGUGGGAUGAGUGGGAGCCGGAGCCCGACCCGAACUACUCUUACAAGAUAUACAAGCCCAGGUCCCGCGUGGACAAGGCAGUGGUGGACGAGUUCGAUCCGUAUGCGCCUAGCAAGGCGUACACGACCCCUAGUGCCCACCCGCCGACCUCACAGCUUCACCCGCCCCCGCCUGUCAAUGACUUCAGCGAAACCGACGAGGCGACUCCGUUUGGUGACGAGCUGGAGCUCGAAUCAAAGCCUAGGCCAACCAGGCAACUGAGCAACAAGACAGAUUUGAAAGCGCCUGAUCUCGGCUUGGGCAAGGGCAUCGCGUUGUACAACUUCGAGGCUCAGCAGUCGGGAGACUUGGGGUUCAGGAGGGGAGAUGUGAUUGUCAUUACGAAGAAGUCUCAGUCGACGGACGACUGGUGGACAGGAAGGAUAGGCGGCAAGGCGGGCAUGUUCCCGGCUAAUUAUGUAGAGGUGGUCUGAGCAUAACACCUCGAAGGCCUUUGAAAAUUGAGGGUUCUGUACACGGUGCUGUUGUAUGAGUGAAUAUCUUGGAGUUGGAUCGGAAAUAUG